This is a messenger RNA of Copidosoma floridanum, 282 nucleotides long. RefSeq lists its product as uncharacterized. Lineage: Eukaryota; Metazoa; Arthropoda; Insecta; Hymenoptera; Encyrtidae. The record is from RefSeq and is a predicted model, not a curated record.
AUGAAGUUGAUCCUCGUCCUUUUCGCCGUUGUGGUUGCCGCCAGCGCAUAUCCCGGCUAUGAGCAUCAUGAGCCCGAACACCAUCACGUGAUCCAGGUGGCCCAGCCGCACCCCAUCCCGCCGCUUCACCCGAAGCCGCUCCACCUGAAGGUCCACAGCGAGGCCCACAAGUUCCACUACGACCACCCCAAGAUCCCCCACCCCCACCUCAUCGGCUGGGAGGUGUACCACGAGCCCAAGGUUGAGAUCAAGCACGCCCACCACGAGCACGGCCACUACUAA